CUUGCCUGUAGGCCUUAUCUCUUCGUCUCGCAAAAGGGGAGACAGAAGAGAGAUCGAUUCCGACUAAAACCUCUCGCCGCCGACGACCAAGCUCGGAGACCUAUUGACCUAGUUCCUGAUGUCGGACGCCGAUGAUUACCGUUGCUUCGUUGGGAGCCUGUCAUGGAACACAACUGAUGUGGAUCUGAAGGAUGCGUUCGGGAAAUUUGGUCGAGUUACUGAGACCAAGGUGGUUCUUGACAAGUUCUCUGGCCGAUCACGUGGCUUUGGAUUUGUGACUUUUGAUGACAAGAAGACCAUGGAAGAAGCUGUUGAGGCUAUGAAUGGAAUUGAUUUGGAUGGAAGGAAUAUUACUGUUGAAAGAGCACAACCUCAAGGUUCAGGCAGGGACCGUGAUGGAGAUCGAGACUAUCGUGGUGGUGGUGACCGCUAUGGUGGUGGCCGUGAUUUUGGUGGCGGUCGUGGUGGUGGCCGUGGUGGUGGCGGUGAUUGCUACAAAUGUGGCAAGCCUGGUCAUUUUGCAAGGGAGUGCCCUUCUGGUGAUGGUGGGGACAGGUAUGGUGACAGGGAUGACAGGUAUAGUAGCAGGGAUGACAGGUAUAGUAGUAGGGAUGACAGGUAUGGUGGCAGGGAUGGUGGAAGGGAUGACAAGUAUGGUGGAAGCAACGGCAGCAGUCGCUAUGGGCCUGACCGUGGUGGUGAUCGCUAUUCUGGAAGCCGUGAUGGAGGAAGCCGCAGCAGUGGUGGCGGUGAUCGAUACAGCCGUGACAGGUCUGGACCGUAUGAUCGUCGCAGCCGAGAUGAAUACUGAUCUUGAUGGGGAGAUUCUGUCUCAGGUAUGAAAGGUAUUGGAUAAUACUAGUGGUAUGUUUGCUUUAUCACAUAAGGCAGCAAAUGGUUUGCUGUUGUACUCUUAUGAGAAGUUUAAUGCUUUUGUUAUCCAUGCUGACUAGUGCUCGGUUUACCAAUGUUCCUAUCUGGAUUUGGCUUGUAACUGGUUCCUUGGGAGCUUCAGUGGAUUGCGUUAUUUUGUCCGAGUUAUAUUUGGGAUCCAUGUUUCUGCGUUGGUCUGAUGGUAAAAGUCCUGUCAUGAUAGUGGCCUUUGGUGCUGUUCUUGUAUUGCAUCGCUGUGGUUAUUGGAAUUGCGGUCUUGAUGUCAAGGAUGUUGAAGAACUACAGCUCUUUAUUUAGUCUCGUUGUGGUCUUGAGGAAAGAAUCAACGUUCUGUGCUUGGGGUAACCAUCCCUCCUUAAAAUAUUCCAUCAGAAACAUGUGACCAAUGAAACAAAUGGUAAAACCUUUUGUUUCAAUUAUUCCUUCUUAAUAAGCUAUGAUUCUCACAGUAAUUUUUCGCAGGCAUUUGGCCUUUGUGUUCCUAUUGGUCUGCUUGGCUUAGUGCUAAAAUUUUGCUGUUCAACCAUGGGUCUGAAUGCUUGCUCUAGUACUGUUCUAUGGCACUUCCCUCAGUUAGACCAACAUAAGAUCUUGCUGGCAUGGGUCACUUUGUUCAUCAACACUUCUUUGGGCUCCUAGUAUAACGCACUGCUUCCUUGAGAACCUGGAAAGAGUUGCUCGCAUCACUGGGAUGGGCUCUCUCUUACCUUCAUUCCUGCUGCAACCCAAGUCGGAGGGCCCUUGAAAGUUCUAGAAUCUCCCAUGUGAAGGUUGAUCCUUUGUUUCUGUGUUUCUCAAAGGGGGAACUGUUUUGUUUCUCAGCGAAGGUCGCCCACACUUGCUUCUGGUUAACUUUCGCAGCAAGAAGGUGUAGUUGAAAAUAUUUAUGUGUAGGGUUCGGUGUCUUUCUUUUUGACAGUAGAGUGAGCUCCAAAUGUUUUAAGAAAGGCAGCCUGAUUCAUGUUGGCAAAUGCGUGUGCCAAUUUUGGCAGCCUGAGCUCCAACGAUUUUGUUGUUGCUGUGUUUGCCUUCUGUAAAUUUGUACAAUGCUUAAUUCACAAGCUGUUGGAAGUUGAGCUUUGUCGUAA
This is a messenger RNA of Triticum dicoccoides, 1982 nucleotides long. Its product is annotated as glycine-rich RNA-binding protein RZ1A-like. Gene Ontology annotation, molecular function: zinc ion binding; RNA binding. NCBI's taxonomy places the organism in Eukaryota, Viridiplantae, Streptophyta, Magnoliopsida, Poales, Poaceae. The transcript is spliced from 3 exons. The coding region runs from base 119 to 811 and encodes 230 amino acids. The record is from RefSeq and is a predicted model, not a curated record.